Messenger RNA from Punctularia strigosozonata HHB-11173 SS5, 3876 nucleotides. RefSeq lists its product as uncharacterized. The record is from RefSeq and is a predicted model, not a curated record. NCBI's taxonomy places the organism in Eukaryota, Fungi, Basidiomycota, Agaricomycetes, Corticiales, Punctulariaceae. The transcript is spliced from 18 exons. Bases 1 to 3876 code for a protein of 1291 amino acids.
AUGAAUUCGUAUCCACCAGAGCUGCUUGUGCAGCUAGCACCGGUCAUGUUUGCGGCUGGCCUGGAUCCGCCACCCACGACGACACCACAAUCGCCCUCUCCGACAAAGACCCCGGACGCGUUUGCGAUCUUGAGCAGCCGACUCCGCGACGCCCUUUUGUCCCAACGCAAGGUCGCCAUCUGGCAGUCAGAGAAGGCGAAGACGUUCCAAGUCGUGCUCGUUGACAAAGACGUCAGGUUCCCUCCCCGCAAGGUCCUGCCGCCCGAGGACCAUCCCACCAGCGCCGCACAUUCACCGCUCUCACCUCUGACGCCGUCUUCGCCAUUGUAUCCUGAUGGACUUAUUGCGCCUAUAUGGAUACGAAAGCACACGACUCUUGUGCCGUCUGUGUUCGUGCUGUUCACCCGCCUGUUCGAGCUUCCUCCGCACAUCCCGCAAUCCCCGCUGGAAGGCGUGGACCCCGAUCGUGCGCGUGAAAGGGAGCAGGAGGAGCGUCGGAGAGACGCCGAGCUGUCAGCCGACAUUGCGCAGAGGAAGAAGACUACGAAUGAGCGUGGCAUCAAGCUUACGGUCGUGCUGAUAGCCAGCAGACGCAUGCUAGAUGAUGCCUCUCUCGAUGCUCGCCUGACCUUCAUACGAAGAUCCAGUGGCCUUGACUCCAGAGCGGCCCUCUUCGUCUUGAGCCCCGUUUCCGCUGCUGAAUUGACGGAUUUCGUAAGAAGUCUCCAAGAAGCGCUCUACGAACCCGCGCUGGAGUACUACACGACGCAUUCAAAACGUGUCCGCCGCAAGCGCAACCGACAUGCGCAGGGUACCUCGACGUAUCCCAUUCCGAUGACCCCGGGAUCUGCACAAGCGAAGCCUCUUAGGCCCGAAGGAUGGACCGUGCGGUACGAAUACAAGAUGGCUUGCUUUGCCGAAUUCAGGGGUGAGGAUGAAGUAGCGCUGAAACACUAUCAAGAUGCAUAUUCAAUGCUCGCCAUUAUGUUUGGAUCGCCAGCCAUCCUACCGCCGAGGACAAAGAGAUGGGCAGAAGCCAAGGUUCUCGUGGAUUGUAUCAACAUCAAGAUCUGCAAACUGUACUUAUACAACAACGAGCAUGCGCUCGCGCUCCAGCACUACAACUCGCACGUCCGCAAGUUCGGCGAUUUUUCCCGUGGAUGGGGCAUCGGCGAAGACACAUUCGAAUAUUGGAGUUGGACCGCUCGCCAAUAUCGUGUCCUCGCAGAGCUGUUGGAGCAAGGCAUCCGCUCCACGCUUCGGAUUCCGACACACGUCCCAGCGCCGGCACCCUCGAUGACAGCGGUCGCCGUACAACAGAUGCAAGCUCAGCGAGGGCUGGUUGAAUCCGACAGCUUGCAGAGCUUGGGCUUGAACCCGAGCCAUGCGCUGCAGCAUCCGGGAUUUUACUACUACAUGGCGGCCCGCUGCACUGAACAUCGCAGGGAGCGGUUCUUGGCUGCAGAGGAGGAGGAGGCAACAUCAAACAAGCCAUCCACUGCACCUGGUUUCGCAAAUGAGAAGAAGGUUGACCAUCUUACCAUCAUACUUGAGCUGUAUACGCGCGCGUACGAGCUCUUCAAGAAGUACAGCCCUUCCGUCGGCACAGGUCAAGGGCGCCAGACGCUGCUCAUCGCGUAUCGCAUCGCGCAGACGUAUUACGAAUCUGGAAAGUUUGACAUGGCUGUCCGGUUCUUCGAGCGGAUCGCAAAGACGUAUCGGCGCGAGCGGUGGAACUCGAUGCUCGCCCCGCUGCUCGUGACUUGGUACAAGUGCGCGCAGCAGCUCGGAGACGUAGAGCUUACGGUGAGGUUGCUAGUCGAGAUGCUGGCCAACGGUGCGAAGAUGGACGACGACGACGAAGCGUCAGUGCAAGAUGAUUUGCUGGCUGUGCUCAGAAGUACCGUUCCGUCAUCUUCAGAUGAGCCUUUGAUCGUCGACCUCUCCGAAUCAAGCCCAUUACUUGAUGCGUCUGUUGUCUUCUGGCAAGGCGAAGUCAAAGUGGGCGAAGAAGCCGCCUUCCAGCUGUCCAUCCGCGCGCGGGACGACGUCGAUGUUGGCGAGCUCCCUUUCACCUCCCUCGCAAUCUACUUCUCCGAUGACCACGACGCUGUGCCUCUGCUCCUACGACACCGUGCGACUAUUCCUAACGAUGGAGACGAAAAAAUGGUGUCCUUACUCGGCCUUGGGCAGUGUUCACCAGCCUCGCUGGAGCAGAGAGAGGUGGAUGCAAACCUACGAUGGCGGCCCGGCAAGACGAUUAUCUUUGCGGGGACGAUGGUCCCGGAAGCACCCUCCGUGUUGCGCAUAACACGUCUCGUGUAUACUCUCAAAGAGUCCGCCUGGUGCAUCGAAAUCCCUCACGAUUUCACUUCGACGGUCUCUGCCACUGGCGAGUCCGGACAAUGGCUCAGCUCGUUGAACCCAGUUCGCUACAUUUCGAUCGUGAGGGGCGAUUACUUCAACACUGUGUACGCGUAUUUGUCAUACGUCCGGCACCGACCCCAUCAGUUACAACUCUCCGUUACUCACAGCGCGCCAGCGUACGUGGAUGAAGAGUACCCGAUUCUCGUCGAUAUCACCAACUUCGAUGAUCGCGACUUUGAGGUGGAACUGAACGUGCUACUCCAGCCCACGGACAUCGAUGGCGCAGUGAACUACAUCUCCAUUGACGACGAGAAGUCGUCGGGCCUUAUCAAGGGCAUUCCGCUAGGCGUGCUCAAGCCCGGCGUCAGCGUUCUCAAGAAGCUUUUCCUCGUCAGUACGGGAGGUGCGGGCCCCCGGACGCUCGACAUAUCGGUCCAGUCGCGCCUGUACCUCGCGCCUAUUGACUCCGCGUCACCCGUCUCUCCGGUCUCACCGACCACGGCCGACUUCGCCAAGGCCAAGGAGGAAACGACGGAGACGCUCGAGACGCUGCUUGUUCCGACUGUCGCCUCGCUCGCGGUCGAGUUUGGUACGACGUACAGGAGGAGUCUCGAGCCGAGCGAGGGGGUGAGCGAUCUGGGCGCGUUCGAGAGCGGAACUUGGGAUCCGGUCUCGGGUGGGGAGGCCUACGUAGAGGCGAUUGUGAGGUGUGUGGGGCCGUGGAGCUUGCAGGUGGAAGGUGUGAGCUUGGUCAGGGAGGAUGGAGACCAAGCGAAGAUUCUCGACUCCUCAUUGGAUGAUGGCGUCGACGAUUGGUUGUCGGAAUGGCAAACGGGAGACGAGUUCUGCGACAUAUGCCGGAUUUCGAUUUCGCCUGAUGAUGAAGCUGGGCUCGACGACACAGCGAUCCAGGGUCCGGGUCGUUACGAGAUCAAAUGGAGACGGUACGCACGUCUGAUCUUCGCCACGGUAUCACCGGAUGGCGAACGUGGACCGCUCUCGACUUCCAUCUUCCGUCUGCCUUCGCUCAAACCGCCCAUCGACGGCCUGAUCGCGCUGCUGCACGUCCCGCCGAUGGCCAAGCUGCACACGCCGACCACCGUCCGGCUGACGGUGCGAAAUCGACACCCCUCGCGCGCUGCGAAUUGCGUCGUGCAGGUCGACACCGACCCCUCGGACGCGUUUGUGCUGUCCGGCCUGCGCGGCGGGCGGCUGCCGAUCCUCCUUCCGGGCGGGGAGGAGACGGUGGAGUGGGCCAUGGUCCCGCUCGAGUGUGGGUUUGUGAGGGUGCCGCGGAUACGUGUCGUGGACCGUCGAAAGGCGCAUACGCCCGAGGGCGAGGUGGAAACGAUGGGCGAGAACGUCCCGGUGGUAGAUGUGAGGUGGGAUCAGAGGGAUGCGGAGGGGAAGGGCGUGAUGAAAGACGCCGAGGAGGACGAUUCGGAUUCGGAAGCUUCGGACGACGGCGGAGGAGGGGCGAGGAUGGGAACUGUGCUGGUACUGCCUUGA